AAAACGCAAUUUCUCUGGCUGGUGUAUAAAAUACUAAGCGAAAGAAGGGGUAAGUGUCGCAUUUGUACCACCAGCUUCCACAAUAAUUAUCAGACAUAACAAUCUCGGACUGAAACAGGUGUUUCGCAAAAUCAGCGCGAGCCGAGGAAUUCUAUUGGAGUCGCCAUCUUUGCCAGGGAAAAAUCGCGGGAGUGUCACGGCGGACUGAUUAUAAUACACAAGGACGUCGUCUGCUACGACAGAAAGUUGGACAGCGCGUUGACAUUGUUUCAUUGAAGCAGGGCAUGUGAGUUAGAUCAGUCAGUUUCGCGCCCCUCUUAUCUGUACCAUUCUCAAUCCUGUAUGUGAAUUAUACAAAGUUGUCGUUGUAUUUGAGGAAUCGAUGUUUACACUUGACUUGGACAAUCUGCUCCAAGUUAGAGAAUUCGUUGUUUUGCUAUUGUUCAGACCAGUGGAAUUUAUUUGUUUACUAUUGACGCCUUGACGGAAAGGUUUGUGAAAUUUGUCUACGAUGGCGACGUUAAAGGAAGUGGCCUUGCGCUACUCUCCCUUAGCAAAUGAACAAGACAGGGAGAUCGGAGAGUCAGGCGAGGUCAACACGGACAACGAGAUUGUGGAAAACAAAGGAAAAGCGAUGUCGACUGAAUCGAUUGCAAGGAGUUCAAACUACAUAAGCAUCGGCCUGCAGGCAUGUGCAGCUGAUAUCACACGGAACAUUUUAGAGGCAAACUCUGUUACAUCGUUACCUUUAAGUCCCCUUGAUUCAACAGCCGUCAAAACUUCGGCAUUUUCCGGAACAAAUCGGAAACUCUCUCUCAAUGAGUGUUCGAGCAAACUAUUCGACUCGCCACCCCGAAAAACUUCGGUUCCCUUCGCAAGUGAUCGGAAAUUUUCCCUCCACGACAUCUCUGGUCCUAUUAAAGCUUCUUCUUCUUCUUCCCGAAAAACUUCGCUAUCACUCGGCCUUGAUCGCAAGAUUUCGCUUGGAGACUGCAAUAAUCAUUUCGUCACUACAUCUCGGAAAACAUCGGUAUCCGUCGAUACGGAUCGGAAGAUUUCGUUGAACGAUAGCAUAAGCUCGGUAUCCUGUCGAAUUUGUCUCGAUGGAGAAAUUCCUGGAGAACAGCUUUUUAAUCCAUGUCUAUGUACAGGUAGCGCUAGUCACGUGCACAUCACGUGUUUGAAGAAGUGGUUGAUGACGUCAGGAAGUAGUGUUUGUGAGCUGUGCCUGUACGAGUUGGAUGUCGGUUGGAAGACGACAUCGAUGUGGAAGGCCCUAAAGGAGCUUUCAAACGUACGAAUGACCAAUCGUAAGAUCUGUUGGGCUUUACUAGUCUCCAUCGCAGCCCUCACACUACCUCUCUUUUGUAUCUGUGUAUUCGUGUUGGAUGAUGAGGAUCUAAGACUACAACUCAGUAAACCAGCCAGUAUGGCCGUAUCAUAUGGUGUGAUCUUAAUAUCGUGUGCGGCCUACCUCACCCUCCUCUUCAUGGUCGCCUACCUCACGUGGAAGUGGGACUUCUGCCCGAGCACGACGCGGUGUCAUUUUCCAACCGAGAUCGAGAUCCGCGUCGAAAGCCUGGAGGAGAGGUUGAAACGAGGGCGAACACGGCGGAACGGUUACUAUAGAAACACCACGCCCAUACUGAGCCAUGAGGAGAACGAUGGGGAUAGUCGGAAUUUCGGUGUGAUGGAUCAAUACUGGAUGAACGGAGCAGGCUAUAUCUAAUCGAUCGGUUCCAUUUUAAAUAGAGCAGGUUCCAUUUUAAAUAGAGCUAAUGUCCCGAUGCCCCCCCCCCCCAAACCCGCUCAAAACUUAUGUUGUGAUGAUUCAAGCUCUAUUUACUCAUGUUUCAUCAUCCGUUUGAGUGUUCAUUCUUAAAACUGUUUAUUAGUUGCAAAACUUGUCUUUGAUAAAACAUUAUUAUAUUCUUUUUCACGUGAAGUCAAUUCAAAUGGAAUGUAACAUUGAAAAUGAUUCGUUAAAUUAUAUUCUUUUUCAUGUGAUGUUAAGUAACUCCAAUGAAUGUGAAAUUGUGAACAUGCAUACAUAGAGGUGUGGUGGUCGAAUGGAUAUGUCACCUGACUGUCGAUCACAAGGUCCGCGGUUCGAGUCCCGCCGCGGCACUAAUGUCCUUUGGCAAGACAUUGAUCUAUAUUUGCCACACUCAUCCCAGGUGAUGUAAAAGGGUACCUGGCAGGAAUUAAUUCCUUGAAAUGAAAUGCUAGAGCGCCGUAUGGCUGCCUUGCUUGAGCCAGGGUAUUGCAUGGGAGUGAGGAGUGUCACGUAUGACAGACAUGGGCGCUAUACAAGAACCCACUAUUAUUAUGUUAUAAAUAAAUAAACGUGGAGAGGUCCCACUUAUGAAUUUUAGAAUAA
Molecule: messenger RNA, 2380 nt
Organism: Strongylocentrotus purpuratus (purple sea urchin)
Lineage: Eukaryota; Metazoa; Echinodermata; Echinoidea; Camarodonta; Strongylocentrotidae
Exons: 4
Coding region: 512-1729 (405 amino acids)
Biological process (GO): protein ubiquitination
Molecular function (GO): ubiquitin-protein transferase activity; zinc ion binding
Source: RefSeq, a predicted model, not a curated record